UUUCUCUCUCUCUCCCAUUUUCCCUAUUUUCCCGAUCGACAAGUUACCUUUUAUCUUCUUCUAAGUUAUAACCCAAAAAUAAUUUUUAAAAAAAGUUAUAACUCAAAAAUAAUUAAAAAUAAAAAGAAAACUUUUUUCCUUAAAUUUCACUAAAAAAUUCAUUUAUUUGUUUAUGUUCAUGUUUAUGGUUAAAACCUAACAAGAAAAGAUUUUUAACAGUAAAUCAGUUGAAAAAAAAUUGAGAAUGUAUACAUUGAAAGAUAAAGUGGCGGGGAGUCUUUCAAGUUUAUUUGCAGAUUCACCAAAUCAUUCUUCUCCUUCUUCAUCUGAUCUUUCUCAGGCCAGAUGGUAUUCCAAAGGAACAAAAUCUGUGUCUUCAAUUUUUUCUCACAUUAUCCCUUCAGUAAGCUUCGGUGGUUCUAAAUUGAAUGAUCAUGGAAGUGAUCUCAAGCCAAUUCAGUCACUUCCUGUUAGAUGGAAAAAUAAGAAAUUUGAGGUGCAAAAUGAAUCCUUGGAUAGCUGUAAAGAAUAUAUCAUUACUUACGCAAAUGAAGACUUAAAAAAGGUCUGUGAAGAUAGGAAGAAAAUUUGGACAGAUAGUGACAAUAAACAAACGGAUAGUCCUCAUAGUGAGGAUAAGGACCGCUCCUCAGAAAAGAGCAGCAGUGAUUCUGAUGAAUUUCAAGAAGCAAGAGAGCAACAGAGUCCAGUAAAGCUUUCACCGAAUCUUUCUGAUGAAUCAAUGUUUUUUACUUGUGAUUUGUACGAAUUCUUGGUGUCUUCCCUUCCCAAUAUCGUUAAAGGGUGCCAAUGGAUGUUGUUGUAUAGUACGUUGAAACAUGGUAUAUCACUCCGUACGCUUAUUCGUAAGAGCACUGAGCUUCCUGGUCCUUGUUUGCUGAUUACUGGAGAUCGUCAAGGAGCUGUCUUUGGUGCAAUGCUAGAAUGUCCCUUGAAACCCACACCAAAGAGAAAAUAUCAAGGAACAAACCAGACGUUUGUAUUCACAACCAUAUAUGGUGAACCAAGGCUAUUCAGAGCAACUGGUGCCAAUCGAUAUUAUUAUAUAUGUUUGAAUGACUUGUUAGCACUUGGUGGUGGUGGCAACUUUGCUUUGUCCUUGGAUGGAGAUCUAUUAAGUGGAACUAGUGGACCUUGUGAAACAUUUGGGAACUUGUGUUUGGCUCAUAAAGAAGACUUUGAGCUAAAGAAUGUCGAGGUUGCUGAUUGAAUCUCCAAUAUGGUAGUUCUCAAGUGAAAAAGUGAUAAAAAUGGCCGAUGCAUCUUCAACUUAAUAGUUUAUUUGUACUACGAAAAUUAACCCAUACCAAUGUGCCCUGACAUGCCUACUAUAAGUAAAUGUAUAUGGAAAACUUGGCUUGUCUGUUCUUUUGGAUAUGUUCAACUUGUCUGACAUCGAAAUUUCUCUCUUCAUUGGUUAUGUAAUGUUAGCCACUGUAACUCCUCUUAACCGCAGGUGAUGAAACAAUUGUUUUGGUUCACUGAGAUGCUCUACUUGUGAUCAAUCAGGAUCGCAAUAUUGGAUGAACUUCAUUCUAGAUCCCUUAAACUAUAGAACUAAAACUCUCUGAAAAUACUUAGGUUUGCUUGCCCCUGUUAACAUUAGACUCAGGAAUUUUAACAAUACGUUGGAGCUUCAUUUACAAGGAAUUCCGACCAUUUCUCAAGGAAAUCCGGUUUAUGAUUUGUUGAGCAAUCAUGUUUCCUUUAGAUUUAUUUAAGUUUGAAACUUUUACUGUUUUUUUCUCCGUUUUAACUGUUGUCUGAUUGUAUCUUUGUAUUCAAUGCA
Molecule: messenger RNA, 1810 nt
Organism: Durio zibethinus
Lineage: Eukaryota; Viridiplantae; Streptophyta; Magnoliopsida; Malvales; Malvaceae
Source: RefSeq, a predicted model, not a curated record